AUGCGGUUCACCUUUGCAGUCUUGACGGGCUGCAUAGCCGUCGGGCUAAUCUCACUUUUGCAAGCGGCAAGCGCUUCUCAGAUACCGUUCGUCCUCAAAUCCUAUUCAACGCCAUCAGAGCUUUCACAGCCGAGCAAGGUUGCGGUGUCUCACAUCACCAAGUGGACUCUGCCACGGGGCAGCAACAACUCUGCCGUCGUUUUUGACAAGUACAGCCUGGCACUUGCCGGUGGUCAGCAGCGCCUGUUUGUCUUUGCGGCCGAAUUCCAUCCUUGGCGUCUGCCCGUCCCCAGUUUGUGGAGUGAUGUCUUGCAAAAGAUCCGGGCGGCCGGCUUCAACACCGUCUCGAUCUACACGCAUUGGGGGCUCAUUCAACCCACGCCUGAUGCUGACUCGAUCGACCUUACGGGCAUCAACGAUCUGGACUACUUCUUGACCGUAGCCAAGCAGGUGGGUCUGUUCGUGAUCGUGCGGCCGGGACCGUACAUUAACGCAGAGACCACCGUGGGCGGCAUGGCUCCCUGGACGGUCAACACUGAUGCUGUGCUGCGAACCAACGACACUGCCUGGCAGAAAGCGUGGAAGCCCUAUAUCAACGCUAUCUCUCGCGUGGUCGUCAAGCAUCAGCUCGUCUACGACUCGGAAAAGUCUGGCCAUCUCACGGGUGGCAGCGUCGUCCUCGUACAGGCAGACAACGAGUACAAGACGGGCGAAGCGGAGCGGGCCUACAUGAAAGAGCUCGUUGCUACACUCAAGGGGAACGGCAUCUCAGUGCCGAUCACGUACAACGAUCCGGGCCGCGAGAACAACUUUGUCGAUCUGGUGGAUCUGUACGGCCUCGACUCGUACCCGCAGCGCUUCGACUGCUCGCAUCCGACCACGUGGGUUCCCUUCCGCGACGACUACUUGCGCUACCACAUGGACACCAAUCCCGGCCAGCCGUUCUACAUUCCUGAGUUCCAAGGGGGCAGCUACGAUCCGUACGGCGGCCCCGGAUACGAGGAGUGCGGCCGCAUGACCAACGCGAGCUUCACCCGGGUCGCCAACCAGGCUCUGAUCGCACAGAGAGUGACGCUGCUGUCGCUGUACAUGGUCUACGGCGGGACCAACUGGGGCGGGUUGGCCGAACCGGACGUCUACACCUCGUACGACUAUGGCGCUGCGCUCAACGAGCACCGCCAGACCACGCACAAAUACACCGAGCUCAAGAGGCAGGGCAACCUCAUCGCUGCCUUCCCGGACCUCGCCAUGACGGAGCAGAUCGUCGACGAACCGGGGUUCAACAUCUCGCAGGCGUGGGAUCUGGACGCAAACAAAUCUGUCGACGCGAGGGUGUUUCGCACGACCGUGCUCGAAAACCCGGAGACCAAGAGCAAGUUCUAUGUAGUGAGAUACGACAACACGACCGAGUCAAGGCGGAUCCGCUUUGCGCUUGGAAUCGAGUCGUUGGGGGAAAACAUCACGGCAGGCGAGUGGCAUGGCACGGAUGGAGAGCAUGUAAACUUCAAUUAUCUCAACGGUCGCGAUAGCCACGUCGUCCCCGUCGACCAGCAGCUUCCCGGCGGACUCUUGUUGCGCUUCAGCACCGUCAACGUGUAUCGUGUGGCGACGGUCGCCAACCUCGUCGUGAUCUCGUUGGACUAUGCGCCGAACCAGCUCAUCGAGUACUCGUUGCAGCUUCAGAAGCCGGACAACUACUUUACGGACAUGCAGAUGUUCACGGUGUCCAAGGGCAAUGCUACGUUGCAGAGGGUGCAGGGGAAAGAAUGGGAGCAGGUGAAGCGUAGGCAUUCCGACAUCGAGGUGGAUGCGAGCAGUGUGCGAGCCUCGAUCACCGUCUCGACAACGGAGGACGAACAGCGCUAUGUGAUGUACAAGACCACCGAAGGUAUCUGGAUUGCGCUGCACCUGACUCCCACCUCUGCCACCCAUCGAGACUUUUCCGCGCCCGCACGAUACCGCAAUCCAUCCCAUGCCCUUGCCGUACAGCCAAGCCUCGGCAAGAGCAACGUCAUCCACCGCUUCUUCGACACCUCCGAGGAUAGCGUCAUCCUCAUCAAGGUCGAUCUGCUCCGCAAUGCUACCUACGCGUCGACCGAUAAGCCGCUCGACACGCUGCACCUCUGGGGGUCUGUUGGUCAAGAUGAACUCGCCGCGAUGAUGGCUCUGCCCAACCUCGAGUACGUGUAUUGGAAUGGGGAGCGGAUUCGGGCUUAUCCGCAGGAGGAUGUGGAGUGGUUCUACACUCUGAAUAUCCCUGGGCCAGGCAAAGCCGCGCUGGAGUGGACGCCGCCGAAGCUGUCACUGCUGGACUGGCGGUGGAACGACUCGAUUCCGGAAGCAAGCCCCGACUUUGACGAUGCCGGGUGGACAGAUGCCAACAAAACUCAGUCCUUCAACCCGUACGCGCACGACCCGUCGCUCGACACACAAGACGCCAUCCUGUUCGCGUCCGAAUACGGCUUCCACGCCAACAACAUCGUCUGGCGAGGCCACUUCUCCUCGAACCCGAAACACCCGCCGUUGGACGUGCAAAUCAAGGUGGAAGGCGGGCGGUCCUCCGCGUUCAGCGCGUGGCUCAACGGCGUGUAUCUCGGCACCGUCGAGGCGGACCGUGAAAAGUCGGCUGCCGGUGCCGCUUUCACUUUCCCCCACGGAGCGCUACGUCUUGGGGGUGAGAAUGUAGUGACGGUACUGCAGGAUCACAUGGGCAUCGAGAUGGAAGCGGGCGAACUGCCAAUUGGGUUGCAGGGGGACGAAAAGCGGGCGCUCGAGGCGGUGAAGCUGCCGCGUGGGGUCGUCGGCUUUUCCUUCCCCUCCCUUCGCGCUGCCAAUCGCUCCGAACCCACAGUUCACUGGAAAGUGCAAGGUAAUUUCGACGGCGAGCGUGCACCAGACACUGUUCGACGUUCGCUCAACGAAGGCGGUCUACAUGCCGAGGUGCAAGGCUGGCACCUCCCCGGCUUCGACGCCUCCGACUGGCCCACCGGAACUCCCAACAGCUCAGUCGCGUUCUACAGGACAUCGUUCGAUCUAGAUGUACCUGCCAACGUCGAUCUUGGGCUCAGCUUCAAAUUCAGCCAGCUGAAAGGCCUGAAGUUCCGCGCGCAGCUCUAUGUCAACGGCUGGCAGAUGGGCAAGUACGUUAACAAUUUGGGUCCGCAGACGGUGUUCCCUGUGCACAGUGGGAUUGUGCAUCUGAGGGGGAGGAACGACGUUGGUGUUAGCGUGUGGGUGUUGGAUGGAGGUGAGGGUGAUGAGGAGGAGGGGUGGAGGUGGGAUCCGAGGACGGGGCUUGAGUUGGAGGGUGACGAGACACACGAGAACCGCCACUCGGUCGCUUUCAUGUACAAGUACAAGUUGUGA
Sporisorium graminicola is the source of this 3366-nucleotide messenger RNA. RefSeq lists its product as uncharacterized. Gene Ontology annotation, biological process: carbohydrate metabolic process. The transcript is spliced from 2 exons. Bases 1 to 3366 code for a protein of 1121 amino acids. NCBI's taxonomy places the organism in Eukaryota, Fungi, Basidiomycota, Ustilaginomycetes, Ustilaginales, Ustilaginaceae. The record is from RefSeq and is a predicted model, not a curated record. Gene Ontology annotation, molecular function: beta-galactosidase activity. Gene Ontology annotation, cellular component: vacuole.